AAAUGUGAUCUGUGGUCUAUGAGUGAGAAGCUCUUAAUGAUUAAAGUAUCAAAUUCAUAAUAAAAAUAUAGAAUACAAUUUUUUUAUAUUCUUAAAUUUUAAUUUAAUACUUGAUCGAUUAUUUAAAAGAUUAUUGAAUAUUUACAUUAAUAAUCACCAUGUUUAGGACCGUCCAUACAGCCUAUACUGGACUUAAUAAGMUUCAGCAUUUUAACUGUAACGUACAAAAUUUAUUAACUAUUGGUUGUGUGGGUCAAACUCGAUACAGAAGUAACAAACAUUAUAAACCGGAGUUCAAAAAGUUGAGAAGCCAAAAAGUUAUAAAAAUAGAAUUACCAGAUUAUGAAAAAGAUCAAGUUGAUUCUGAGGAUUACAGCCCAGAAAAGUUACGUACCAGGUACAAAGAAAAAGGUAUACAGCCUACAAGAUCGUGGAUUGAACGUACCACAUUUAUUAACAAUACUGGUUCUAUCAUUGAACCUUAUAUUCCACCAGAAGGAGAUGGAAAAAUUUCACCAAUCAGUACAGCAGGAGCUAAACAAAAACUUGAAUUAUUGAAAAAGAAAAAAGAUACUUGGCAAGCCAUCCGUAAAAUAAGACAGAACGAGGAAGAAUUUGAAUUAUAUCCUGAAUUUAUAACCAAAGCACAAGAUAUUUAUCUGAAAGCCCACACAACUAUGGCCAACAAAGAUAAACAAAAUCUUCUUCAAUAUGUUACAGAAAAAGCUUAUGUGGAAAUGCUGCACAAUAUAGACAAUAAGACAUUACGUUGGUCAUUCAUAAAAUCCAUUGAGCCACCUCGUGUAGUUCAUGCAAGAGUAACAGAUAUUAUAACUCAAGACAAUUUAUUUGCACAAUUAACUGUACGCUUUCACACUAAACAGACAUUAUCAGUUUUUGACCGUUUUGGGCGCUUAAUUUUUGGUAGUGAUGUGGUUGCCAAGGAUGUCUUAGAAUAUGUAGUAUUUGAAAAACACAUUGUUAAUCAAUAUGGAAUGUGGCGUAUACAUGGAAAAAUUAUUCCCGAUUGGAUGCCUCCGAAAGAACCAGCUACAGUAACAAAUAUAUUAAAUGUUGAAGCUGAGACAGAAACUGCCUUAGAAGCUCAGCCAGACGAAGCAAAAUCUAAAAUUGUACUUCCAGAUGCAUAGCUAAUGUAAUGUAAUGCUAAUGUAGCAUCAAAUGUAAAAAUAAAUCAUGAAUAAAGAUAWAGAUACUUAUUA
Diuraphis noxia (Russian wheat aphid) is the source of this 1223-nucleotide messenger RNA. RefSeq names its product mitochondrial ribosomal protein L45 (gene mRpL45). NCBI's taxonomy places the organism in Eukaryota, Metazoa, Arthropoda, Insecta, Hemiptera, Aphididae. The record is from RefSeq and is a predicted model, not a curated record. Gene Ontology annotation, cellular component: mitochondrion.